Messenger RNA from Funneliformis caledonium, 134 nucleotides. The record is from the annotation of a GenBank genome assembly. NCBI's taxonomy places the organism in Eukaryota, Fungi, Glomeromycota, Glomeromycetes, Glomerales, Glomeraceae.
AUGCCUGCAAAAAUACAUCAGCCCGAAACAUUGAAGGAAUACGGCCAAGGACGAGAGAAACGUAAGCGAGGGGCUUAUCAUUUUUGGAGACGGAAAGAUUUUUGCACCAAUGAAAUGUGGCAAAAAUGGAAAUG